Messenger RNA from Bursaphelenchus xylophilus (pine wood nematode), 1022 nucleotides. Lineage: Eukaryota; Metazoa; Nematoda; Chromadorea; Rhabditida; Aphelenchoididae. The record is from the annotation of a GenBank genome assembly.
AUGACGAAAUUUGUGUUAUUUCUGUUACUGAUUUUUUGUUCUACUUGCGGUAAGUUUUCGUUUAAACUUUUCUAAUUUUGAACUUUAGAAGGACAACAACGAGUAUUACUGAGGGAUGUAACGUCUGUAACGUUAAAAAGAGGUGAAUAUACGACCGGUCGAAGGUCUUCCUCAGUUCCUCAGUUACAAUGUGUAGGUGGAACUGCCUACGGAAAGUUCUCUCCUAAGGUUGUUCAAUGUUACAAUCGAGGAUUUGAUGGAGUAGAUGUACAGUGGGAGUGUAAGGCGGAGAUGCCCGACCAGUAUGAGUUUGGAAAGGUAGCAGUAAAAAUUGUGAUCUAUUUUUUUAGAUAACCGUUUCUUGCGAAGGUUACGACCGGCCGAAUGAUCCAUUCAUUUUGGCCGGCUCUUGCGGAUUGGAAUACGAACUGGACUAUAGUAAAAAGGGCGUUUCUGGAGGUUACUACAAGGCAUCGUACCCAGAAGACAAGACUAUAACGGUUGUAUUUUACAUCGUGUUUGCUAUUGUCGUAUUGUACAUCAUCUAUAAUUGGGUAACCCCACGUGACGGCGCUGCUGGAAGUGGGUUUAGUUUAAUAGUGAACAUUCUGCAAAAUCUUGCUUAUAUCUUCGAUUUGCUAACGAUUUUUUCAGCAGCAGGAUACGGUGGUGACUACCCAGGCGGUGGAGGCGGUGGACCGGACCCACCAGGAUGGCGACGUCCUCCUACGGCUCCUCCAUCUUACGAUGAUGCUACUAAACCCACAUACUCAUCGUCAUCAUCUUCUAGACCUGCAACUGAUGGACCGGGUUUUUGGAGUGGACUAGGCCUUGGAGCCCUCGGUGGAUACGCCGCGAACAACUUCAUGAACUCGGGAAAUGCGGGUACCAGAAGACGAGCAACUCAGUUCGACAGGGACACUGGCUAUUAUCAGGAUGACUACGAUCGACCCAGCACUUCUGGGCAAACCUCCUCGGGAACUCACACAUCUUCUGGCUUUGGUGGUACUAGUCGAAGAUAA